AUGAAAGCAUUGAUAGCAUCUCCGGUUGCGGCGGCAAAAGUGGGAACCGUUCCCCGGUUCCAGAUAACUCGUCGUCUCAACGGAGGCUACCGUUGCGGCGGCUGCUGCUGCCUCCUCCCUUCACAGCCGAACUCUGCUUCUUCUUCAACACCGUCGGCGACAAGAUUGAGUAUCCAGCGCAACGGCCGAAACCUCAGGCUGGUUUUGGUCGCCAAAGCUGCUGAUUCAACUCAGCCAACUUCUUCUUCUGCUGCCACCAAAACCCUUGUUCCUGACGAUGGAUUCACUCUCGCCAAGAUAUCAUUUGGUGUUAUUGGGCUGAGUCUUGGCGUUUCACUCCUGUCAUAUGGGUUUGGAGCCUAUUUCAAUAUCCUUCCAGGAUCUGAAUGGUCAGCUUUAAUGCUCACUUAUGGAUUCCCCCUUGCAAUAAUUGGCAUGGCUCUUAAGUAUGCGGAACUCAAGCCUGUCCCAUGUUUGUCUUAUUCGGAUGCUGUUGCAUUAAGGGAGACAUGUGCCACUCCCAUCUUAAAGCAGGUCAGGAAUGACGUUAUCAGAUACAGAUACGGAGAUGAGCAACAUUUGGAGGAGGCUUUGAAGAGAAUAUUCCAAUACGGUCAGGGAGGAGGUAUUCCUCGCAGGAGUGCACCUGUCCUACAAAAGAUUCGUGAAGAAGUUACUGAUGAUGGUAAAUAUUGCCUUGUUCUGGCAUUUGAGGCAAAAGCUCUACAAUUAUCCGACUUCGAAAAAAGACAGGCAAAAUUCACUUCCUUCUUUGGACCAGAUAUCACAGCAGAAGUUGGGACGGGGGAAGGCGAUCUAUUCGAAGUGCGACUCGUUUCAAAUUCAAAUGCUGCAGUAUCAUCUUCGUAG
Linum trigynum is the source of this 870-nucleotide messenger RNA. Lineage: Eukaryota; Viridiplantae; Streptophyta; Magnoliopsida; Malpighiales; Linaceae. The record is from the annotation of a GenBank genome assembly.